Messenger RNA from Coffea eugenioides, 805 nucleotides. RefSeq lists its product as uncharacterized. Lineage: Eukaryota; Viridiplantae; Streptophyta; Magnoliopsida; Gentianales; Rubiaceae. The transcript has a single exon. Bases 108 to 638 code for a protein of 176 amino acids. Gene Ontology annotation, biological process: defense response to other organism. The record is from RefSeq and is a predicted model, not a curated record.
ACAACGGUUCCAGAUGCUUAAUUACUUAGCCUUGCGCUAUAACUUGUUUUCUCGUCACCGCCUUCAAAUCCCUCAAUCUGCAGUGGGAGUCAAAAAACAAAGAUAAGAUGGUGGAAGUCACGAGCUUCAAACUCUGGAUUUCCCAAAUCAUUAUCCUACUGGGAUUGCUAGCCUUCGUCAUGUGGCUAAGCAUCCGCCCGAAAAGCCCCGACUACACCAUUACUAAGUUCUCAGUUGAGAACGGCAACAUAGAGUAUGCCUUAGAGAUUCAAAAUCCCAACAAGGAUUCAGACACUUUCUUUGACGACUGCAUCUUGACUUUUUUCAACAAUCAGGACUCCAUAGCUUCCACAACCAUACCGCGUUUCUCCCAAGAUAAAGGGGAAACAACACCAAAAAUAGGAGUUGUCUAUGUGGAUGCAAAGGUGUGGAAAGCAUUGCACGACCAAAUAUCAAAUCGAAAAGCUCAAUUGCAGGCUGCUUUAGCUUCCAAGAUUCGAUAUCGAACCUGGGGAAUUAAGAGCAGGCGUUACGGAGUGCACCUGAAAGCUCAGUUACCAAUUGGAUCAGACGGCAAGAUUCCAAGCAAGACCAAGAUGCAUAAUGGCACGAAGAAAUGGAGAAUCAGAUUCACGUGAAUCAUAUCAUAUCACAUGUAAAGUGGUUAAUUAGUCAUUGUUUCAAGAUUAUGUAGACAGAUAGAGUGUCAUGCAGGAGUUGGGUACGGCUGCAGAUGUAAAUUUAAGCUAAGGGAUCAUACAUUUCUGAUCAAAACUAGCACAUUCCCCAUGAAACAACGUUCGAC